Molecule: messenger RNA, 1599 nt
Organism: Drosophila subpulchrella
Lineage: Eukaryota; Metazoa; Arthropoda; Insecta; Diptera; Drosophilidae
Exons: 3
Coding region: 43-1599 (518 amino acids)
Biological process (GO): lipid metabolic process
Molecular function (GO): lipase activity
Source: RefSeq, a predicted model, not a curated record
UUGAAAUCCCAGUUUGUUGUGGACAGAACAGAUAUUUGAGCAAUGGGAAAUGCUGGACAUUUUGUGGUCGUUUUGCAGGCAGUUUGUUUGUGGCUCGCUGCAGCAAAGCUGAAAUCGUCUGAUUAUAGGGCUGGUUCUAAGGACUAUAAUGCCGCUGCAGACAACAAUCAAUUGCAGGAGGAGGCAAUGGAGGUGGCUAUGGCGAUGGCGAUGGCGAAGACGAAUCGCAAUGCUCAACCCGCAGUGCAAGUAAAAGUGACAAAUGAAGUGGAAAGUGCCCUCAGAAUGGGUACAAUGAUGAUGCCGAUGAGAAAUCGGGGCGGUGAGCGGUGGGGAUGGCAGACGAACUACUUUGACACACAAAUGCCGCUGCUGUCGUCUGGCCUAAUGAGUCCCGGCUGGCUGCCAAUAUUGAAUGAGCAGCAGCAGGGGGAGCAUCCGGAGCAGGGCCAUAACUUGGCCCACGGACCCAGUUCGGUUGAACAGCAAUUACUUCGCCUGCAGACGGACUACAAAUUGCUGUACAAUGCCGAGCAUCAUACCUAUUUCCACCUGCACACCCUGCGCAUCCCAGAGGACACCAUCAUCCGACCAGGACCAUCGAAAUCCGAGGAGCCACCGCAUCGCAGGCUGUUCCAGCAGGUCGUGGGCAACACACUGACCGCCGCCUUUGGCCUGAAUGUGAUGAACAAGGGCCAGGUGGAGGGGCAAGUGGAUGGGGGCCAGGCGGAGGUCAUUACCACCGAACAGGUGAAUCUCUACGAUGCCGCCUCGCUGCGCCGGUCGCGCUUCAGUCCCUUCAAUCCCACACGAAUUCUCAUUCAUGGAUGGUUGGGCAACGAAAAUGCCAAUAUGUACAGCGCCCUAAUACCUGCCUAUCUGGAUCUUAGGAAUGGUAACUACAACAUCUUCACCGUCGACUGGGGACGCGGAGCCAUAGCGGACUACAUAACGGCCAGUUAUAGGGUCAAGCCGGUGGGCAAGGUGUUGGCCAAGUUCGUGGACUUCCUGCACCAAGAGGCGGGGCUGCGCUUUGAGGAUCUCCAGCUGGUGGGAUUCAGCAUGGGGGCACAUGUGGCGGGACUGGCUGGGAAGCAUCUGCAGACCGGUCGCCUUCGGAUGAUCAGGGCCUUGGAUCCCGCCCUGCCCUUCUUUCGAUAUGCCAAGGAAGAGGAGCGAUUGACCCCCCAGGAUGCCGACUACGUGGAGGUUUUGCACACCAGUGUGGGCAGCUAUGGCUUCGAUCGACCUCUGGGUCAUGCGGACUUCUAUGCCAAUUGGGGCAGCCAGCAGCCAGGUUGUUUUUGGCAUGAAUGCAGCCAUUGGAGGGCUUUUAUGCUCUUUGCCGAGAGUCUCUCAAGGGAUCGGAAUACGGGUUUCUUAUCCCAGGGCUGUCCAUCCGGUGAAUGGCAGCAGUUGACCCGCUUUCAUCGCUGCCCAAAGGAUACGGGAAUUAUCCAGACCAUGGGCGGUGAUUUGGCCAACGUUUCGGCGGAUUUCUUGGCCCAAAGACAGGGUGUCUAUUAUUUUCAAGCAAACGACCAGCCACCCUAUGUUUUAGCACAAAAUGCCAGUUCGCAAAAGGGUGGCACAAAAUAA